Ectocarpus siliculosus is the source of this 1501-nucleotide messenger RNA. NCBI's taxonomy places the organism in Eukaryota, Phaeophyceae, Ectocarpales, Ectocarpaceae. The record is from the annotation of a GenBank genome assembly.
AUGGGUUCACCGCCACUUGGAGCCGAGGAAAGGGUGGUCAUCGUCGGUGGCGGAAUAGUGGGAGCCAGCACCGCUUACCACCUGGCGCUUCGGGGAGUGAAGCCCAUCGUCAUCGAGCGCAGCAACGUCGCCGCCGCCGCCAGCGGCAAGGCCGGGGGUUUCCUGGCCGGCGGCUGGGGCAGCGGCCCGACGGUGCCCAUGCACGAGAUUAGCUUCGACAUGCACGAGAAGCUAGCGGAAACCCUGGGGGUCACGUCUUACCGCAAGAUCCCGACCCUCUCGGUGAAUGGAGGGCGGGGUGGGUCUUCGCCUGCGGCUUGGCUGGACGGGAAGGCCUCUGGCUCGCUGAUGGAUUCGGACACGGCUCAGGUGACUCCGUUGGAACUGACCACGAAACUCAUGGAUGCGGCUAAGGAGAAGGGGGCGGAGGUGCGGAUAGCCACGGUGUCGGGAGUGUCGAGCUCUCCCGCGGAGGUCGCGGACUUGGAUGGGGGUGCCGGGAAAGAGGAAGAUGGAGGGGAACGUCGCGUCACGGCCGUGGUGCUGGAAGACGGGGAGGAGAUUGCAUGCGACCGGGUGGUCGUGGCCAUGGGGCCGUGGUCCUGUCUGGCGGAGGAGUGGUUCGACAUUGCCGUUCCCAUGCAGGGGAUCAAGAGCACUAGCAUCGUUUUCAAGGGGUCUCAGCAGGUGGCUGAUGACCCUUACGCGCUGUUCUGCGCGGAGGACCGAAACGGUUGCCAUCUGGAGGUCUACCCGCGUCCCAACGGGGAGAUGUACCUUUGCGGCCUCGGAGGUUCCGACUAUGUGGACCCGCCCCGCCUAAAGGCAGGGGGUGACUGCGACAAGCCCGAGGUCAUCCAACCAGACCCGUCGCGGGUAACGGCAGCGACGAACUCGUUCAAGGGGAUGACGUCCAUCGGAAACGAAGGUCCCACAGUAACGCAGGCGUGCAUGCGGCCGUGCCCUCCGGAUGGGCUCCCCAUCAUGGGGGAGGUACCCGGCGUCCGCGGUGCGUACAUCAGCGCCGGCCACAACUGCUGGGGCAUCCUGUGGGGUCCCGUGACUGGCCUGUUGAUGUCGGAGUUGCUGGUCGACGGAAAGGCGACUACGGUGAACAUCGGCCCGUUCUCGCCGUCGAGGUUCCAGAGGAAGGCUUCCAGCAGGGGGAGGAGGAAAGGGGCGUCGGACCUCGUCGGGGAGCAGUGGUGACACCAACACGGGGGGGGGGGCGGUGGAAGAUGUUUCCCGCACUGAGUAUGUUCAGAUACCGCGAGUGCGCUGGUGUUGCGGACAAUUGUACCGGGUUGUAAAUGGUCGGGAUUUGGCACAAAGCUUCUGUGGGGAUUUAUAAACCUUGACUGGCGGUUUGGACUAGGUGGGGGUUAACCAGGACCGAACCCCCCCCUAUACAGGUAAUGUUGACGGAUAAUAAUGAUGAAAAUGAAGGAGGAUUUCAUAUUUUUUGGCUUGGCGCACUCGACCGGAGUCAGGGCUAGGGCUG